Pelmatolapia mariae (spotted tilapia) is the source of this 423-nucleotide messenger RNA. RefSeq names its product ladderlectin-like. The record is from RefSeq and is a predicted model, not a curated record. The transcript has 4 exons. The coding region runs from base 1 to 423 and encodes 140 amino acids. Lineage: Eukaryota; Metazoa; Chordata; Actinopteri; Cichliformes; Cichlidae.
AUGAAGUAUUCAUCACUUCACUGUCUGCCUGCAGCUCGCUUUAGCUUCUGUCCAGAUGGCUGGUUCAGCUAUGGUUCUCGCUGCUUCAAGUUCAUCAAUAGUCCCAGUUCCUGGAUCUCUGCUGAGGAGCACUGCAAUAGUCUGGGUGGAAAUCUGGCCUCAGUUACCAACCCCAGAGAGUACAGCUUCCUCCAACAGAUGACACAGACAGCGGGUCGGACUACUGCUUGGCUGGGAGGUUUCAGACUGCAGGACCAGUGGCUUUGGAUUGACCGUGAGGGUUUCUAUUACACCAACUGGUACAGCCAGUCCUCCUCCAGCAGCUACCCUUGCCUCUUCCUACGAUCCACCUAUGGUUGGGGUAACACUCAGUGUACUUCCAGCUAUCCUUUCAUCUGCUCUAAGAAUCCAUUUGGUUGUUAA